CAGUAGAUGCAGACUUCCUGCUGAGCCGGGAGCCCGAUGCAAGACUCAGUCCCAGAGCUCUGGGAUCAUGAUCUGAUCUGAAGGCAGAUGCUUAACCGACUGAGCCACCCAGGUGCCCUGCUAAACUCAUUCUUAUUUCAUCUUGCUUCAUUCUUCCCUUACAAGGUAAAUGGACUGUAUUUACACGGCAGAGAACAUGGCCACUUGGAAGUUCUGUCAGAAUAAUCCCAAAGAGAUACCUAGACUCAUCUGGCUUGGGAGCAUGAUCACUUCUGGGUCAAUUUUUGGUCACUCAUUUUGGUCACGGGCUUUUCCCUGUGGCGAGGAUUGCAUCUACAUCUUCAAAUUACAGCACAAAUACUGCUCUGCUAAGUGGAGUGAGAAUUAAUAGACCUGAGUGACCAAGGACUAAUUCAGCUUGAGGUGUAGAAGAAUGGUGAUGCUAUUUACCCAAAGGUGAAGAAGAAACAAAAGAUUCCCAGGAUGAAGAUUUUCCAGGAGAGACUUUGAGUUAAAGAAGACUUUUCUUUUUUAUAUGACAGAGAGUGAAGCUUAAAAAGUUACAUUUUAAAGAAUGCUGUUAGAACAGGACUUGGAUACACAUUAAACACAUCCAGUAUAACCAUGAUGGACCUGUGAUAAAUAUCUUAGUAGAUUAUGGUUUUUAAAAGGUGUUGUCAUCUGCAGUAAAGAUCAUUGAAAAACAGAAGAUUGAAUAAAGCUUGUAAGAUUGGACCUGGAUAGGAGAUUUAGAACAGAAAAUUAAAAUCAGUCACUUUGGUUUUAGUGUUCCAAUUUCAUAAUAUUUAUUCUUUCUUCUGAGUAAAUUUAGGGAGUAGAAAUUAAAAUUCAGUGCAAUACUACGGAUGCACUAAUACUCUUUUUCUUUGUUUUUUUUGUAUGAGAGAAGAAAGUAGAUAACCAAGAGCUAUAGUGAUUCAUAAUGAAAUAUACUAAACUGACUUUUAUGUUGUCAGUUCUUGGCAUUGUAAUCUAUAUAACUGAUUUAAUUGUGGACAUCUGGGUAUCUGUGAGGUUUUUCUAUGAAGGACAAAAUGUUUUUGGUAUUUUAACAGUAAGCUUUAUGCUUUUUGGAACACUUGUGGUGCAGUGUUUUAGUUAUUCUUGGUUCAAGGCUGAUUUAAAGAAAGCAGGCCAAGAAAGUCAGUGUUGUUUUCUUCUACUUCAUUGCUUGCAAGGAGGAGUUUUUACAAGGUAUUGGUUUGCCUUGAAAAAUGGUUAUCAUGUCGCUUUCAAAAAUAGCAAAACUGCUAACUUCACAGAAGAACAAAUUGAUUCACAUAAAGAAGUUAUAGACAGAAUGACUGAUUUGAGUAUGCUCAGGCUAUUUGAGACCUACCUGGAAGGCUGCCCACAACUGGUUUUGCAGCUCUACACCUUUCUGGAACUUGGGCAAGCAAAUUUCAGUCAGUAUGCAGCCAUCUUGGUCUCUUGCUGUGCUAUUUCUUGGUCGACUGUUGCUUAUCAAGUAGCUUUAAGAAAAUCCUUGCCUGAUAAAAAUCUCCUUAAUGGAUUCUGUCCCAAAUUCACAUACCUCUUUUAUAAGUUGUUUACAUUAUUAUCUUGGAAGCUGAGUAUUGUACUUCUUCUAUUCUUAGAUGUUAAGAUUGCAUUAUUUCUGUUGUUAUUUCUUUGGUUUUUAGGGAUAUUGUGGGCAUUUAAAAAGCAAACUCAGUUUUGCGCUUCUGUAAGUAUGGAAUUCUUAUACAGGGUUGUUGUUGGAUUCAUUCUUACCUUUACAUUUUUUAAUAUUAAGGGACAGAAUACCAAAUGUCCAAUGUUUUGUUACUAUAUUGUAAGGGUACUGGCCACAGUGGGGAUAUUGGUUGUGUUCUGGGUUUCCCCAGUCUCUAUUUUUAAUUCAGACUAUUUUAUGUCCAUCAGUAUCACUAUAGCUCUUACUCUUGUCCUUGGAAUUAUUUUUCUUAUUGUUUAUUAUGGGACUUUCCACCCAAACAGAAACGAAGAAACAAAACCUGAUGAAAUUGAUGGAAAAACAACUAAAAGAGAUUGUAGAAUGAAGUAUUUUCUAAUGGAAUAGCUAUCAUUUGUGAGAUGUGUUUUAUUUUUUGUUUUAUUGGUUAUUAAAGAAAAUGUUAUGUGGA
Molecule: messenger RNA, 2126 nt
Organism: Canis lupus familiaris (dog)
Lineage: Eukaryota; Metazoa; Chordata; Mammalia; Carnivora; Canidae
Gene: XKR9
Product: XK related 9
Exons: 9
Coding region: 944-2062 (372 amino acids)
Biological process (GO): phosphatidylserine exposure on apoptotic cell surface; engulfment of apoptotic cell; apoptotic process involved in development
Cellular component (GO): plasma membrane
Source: RefSeq, a predicted model, not a curated record